Molecule: messenger RNA, 8134 nt
Organism: Anopheles moucheti
Lineage: Eukaryota; Metazoa; Arthropoda; Insecta; Diptera; Culicidae
Product: ELAV-like protein 3
Exons: 11
Coding region: 1209-2261 (350 amino acids)
Cellular component (GO): ribonucleoprotein complex
Molecular function (GO): RNA binding
Source: RefSeq, a predicted model, not a curated record
GUCCGUUUUUAUCUCUCUGUCUCUGUGUAUCGUCGCCACCGCCAUCAUUGCCGCCACCGUCACGCGUUUGCUGUUUGCCUCACCGUGGAAAGCGGAGAAAAGAAUUGGUGAAGACAGGCAUACCAGCUCUGUGAACCGGCCGUGGUGAAGUUAGUGAAGGAAUUUAAAUUGUGAUUCGAUUGAGCUUGUCUCAAUUUAGUUCGCCUGGCGGAACCACUCCACAGCUGUAGUGACGGCGUGGUGCUGGGCAACUUUAGGUGGAAGCUCCCCGUUUUUGUGACGAUUCUGGUGUUCCAGUUUUACGUUGAACGUUUUACGAAACACACAACUGUUUACCCAUAGUGAAAUAUCCACCGUGAUUACUCUUGCAGUGCUGUGUAAGGCGUGAAGAGGCGCAUAAGAUCUCUUGGUGCUGUUAAAUCCUACACUAUAAACAACAACUGAAUAAAUCUUCCAUUUAUAAGAUUUUUCUAGUCAGGAGGUAAAGGAGGAAUAGCUGAUCUACGUCUAAUACUAUAAGAUAACGGGUGAUUUAUACGCUGCACAUCCGAUAUAGAUGCAUUAAGUUAAUGCACACAUCGUACUCUGGAGUGCAAUCGCAGCGCAGAGUGAACGUUUAAACGGCCAGCGUACCUUUUGCAGGAAGUAAAUUGUACAAGUUUUAGCGCUAUCUUUAAGGCGCAACGGUGAACGGUGGGAGAAAAAAAAACAAUCUGCCAACGGUGGUAAAACGCUUUUCCGGGUGUCCAUCCGGAAUAUCAUCAGUAUUACUAGUGCUAUAACUAUACCGUACACAAGGCUGGAAUCAACGACGACGAAGACAACGCACGGCGAAACACUGAAAAUACGACAUCCAAUAAAUUUGCUGUCUUAACUGUAAGGACAUUCAGAGGAAGCAUCGGAAGCAGCAGAAGCAAAAAGGCCUCCAGAAAGAAGGAAGAAAGCACGAGUGGUCGUUACAAUCAUUUACGGACGCCGCACAACGGUUGACACUUCCAUUAUCGUCGAUAGACGAAAAGCACCACCACCUUCCAAACCGAACCCGCCCGACCGAAAAAGGAUCCUUCGAGGGGUGGCAACUAACGAAUCUGCUUUCGGUUCGUGUUAGCUAAGGAAAAGCACACUAGCGAGCAGUGUGAAACAAAAGCGGUAACUGUGUGUAAUACCUCCCUGCAUCCAUCGUCUGUUCAUCGCCGCUUAACUGUGUCAUGAUGACGAACGGAAUCGCUGAUGCGCAACAAAAUGGCGGUGGCCAGGAAGACUCAAAGACCAAUCUUAUCGUCAAUUAUUUACCACAGCAGAUGACCCAGGAGGAGAUACGGUCGCUUUUCUCCAGCAUUGGAGAGGUGGAAAGCUGCAAGCUGAUUCGAGACAAAGUGACCGGGCAAAGCCUUGGGUACGGCUUCGUCAACUAUCAGCGGGCAGAGGAUGCAAGCAAAGCGAUCAACACACUGAACGGCCUAAGGUUGCAAAACAAGCAAAUUAAGGUAUCGUUUGCACGCCCAAGUUCCGAAGCAAUAAAGGGUGCGAAUCUGUAUGUGUCCGGUUUGCCGAAAAACAUGCUACAGGCGGAUCUGGAAGCAUUGUUCAGCCCGUACGGACGCAUUAUUACGUCCCGCAUUCUGUGUGACAAUAUUACAGCACGACAGUACAGCUCUCCAAAUGGUGGUGAAAAUGGUAAUGGUCUUUCAAAGGGUGUCGGCUUUAUUCGCUUCGAUCAGCGCAUGGAGGCUGAAAAGGCUAUUAAGGAGUUAAACGGAACCGUACCGAAAGGUUCAACUGAACCGAUCACGGUCAAGUUUGCAAACAACCCGAGCAGCACGAAAACGGUACCACCGCUCGCGGCCUACCUUGGUCCCCAAGCAGCUCGCCGUUUUCCGGGACCGAUCCAUCAUCCGACCGGACGCUUUAGCAGUGCCAUUCCAAACUAUCGAUACUCGCCGCUGGCAGGAGAUUUACUGGCGAACUCGAUGAUUCCUACCAAUGCCAUCGCGAACGGAUCCGGUUGGUGUAUUUUCGUCUACAACCUCGCGCCGGAAACGGAAGAGAACGUGCUGUGGCAGCUGUUCGGUCCGUUCGGUGCCGUCCAAUCGGUUAAGGUCAUCAAGGAUCUGCAAACGAACAAAUGCAAAGGCUUCGGGUUCGUGACGAUGACCAACUAUGACGAAGCUGUUGUCGCUAUACAAUCACUGAACGGUUACACGCUCGGUAACCGAGUGCUGCAGGUCAGCUUCAAGACGAACAAAUCGAAAAAUGCGUAAAAUCAAGCGAACCUGCCACCGGAGCUGUUCGCCCACUGGCUGGCUCAGCUUUCGAUCGUAGCCGCGGCCCGUAACAACAUCGGUGAGCAAGAGGAUUCACAUCGCCGCAAGACGAUGGACGAACGGCACCGGCAGCAGGAUCUACUGGGAUUGGCGCGCCGCCGACAAGGUACUCGCGAACGGGAUCUCGCUGGCAUGGUGGACCAGCGCCGUGCCCUCGAUGGAUGGAUGAGCGAACUGAAUGAGCUGUUGAAGAUGCGUCCAAUCAGAUAAGAUCCGUAACGGUGGACCUGUUUACUUAUUUAUUAAUAUUAUCAUCAUUCUUGCAUUUGUCAUUCGUUUGAGGAGCGGUGCUGAAGCAAUGCCGAGGCAAAAAGAAUGGGUGGUACCAGAUAGCAAACAAACCAAAAAAAAAGGGAAAAUGAGAAAACAGACGGUAAAAUAGAAAAAAAAGAAUGUUAAACAAACACGGAAAGUCCAAAGAAAAAGAAGAACACAUACAAAUCACAGUUCCAGAAUUUGUGUAACUUCUUGCUAGGGGCAAAUGGUGGGCGUUGUUAGUUGUUCUUUGCACGUUUGUUUCUUCACUGCAAAAAGAAAAGGGAUUAAAAAAACAAAACAUACACCCACACACACAGCCAAUCAUUUACAGAAUGUUUACGCCUAUUUUCGGCGUAAAAAGCGGAAUGUGCAAAAUAGGGAAAUAGGGCUUUGGGAAUGGGACAACAAGUGCAAUAACAGCAACAACACGCGAUUCCGGAGCCAUUUAGUCAGGCUGGAAGCGUAAUGCAAAUCGGAACGUUAACGAUAAUGCUAGAAAAGAACAGAAUAAAAAAAAAAUAACAGUGAUACAGUUGUAAGCGAAGGUGCGUCAUAAUGACCAUUGUCAAAAGCGGCACCGCCUAUCUCUGGUCGCCUCCAAGUCAGUUUUGAGCAAAUGUUAAACGCUCGCUAGCCGUGAUGCGUUAUAAAGGGGGAUGUAAUACGGGCAUUGGGGGGAUAAACAUGGGAAAAGAAAUUCGUAACUUGUUCGUGAGGCAUUGUAAAAGGAAGGCAAAACAUUUUUAGAAGAAUUUUACACAAGGUUUUACACACGAGUAAAAAAAGAAGCAAGAAUCACCAAAGGGAAGGGAAUAGGAAGAAGUAAAGUAGGGAGAAACAGACACGAAUGUUGAAAGGAGCAAAUGGAUUGUGAAAUAGCAUAACAAAACCCGAAGGGAAGCCAAACCGAGAAGCACGCUGCACCAGGCAAUGGGGUUGUCGACUGCAUACACGUGCGCUCCAGUUCAAAACGGAAUCGGAAACGAUGAUGAUGUCACUAUUGCCUCUAAACAGUCGUUUUCUGCAUUACCAUUUCCUCCGGUCUUUCUCGAACACACACUUGGAAACGAAGCCUUUUGUGUGUUGGUUGGGUUUUGAGCUCCGGCAGCAAUCGAUGUGAGAUCAUGUUAGAUUAAUUUAAUUAACUAAUUUUUGUUCUUUUGUGCGUUUGCGUUGAUGUUCGAUUUGUGUUUCAACUGCCACGUCGAAGUGGAACGAGUGGCCAGUGCCGUUUUAUUAUAAGUAUGUGUAAAAUUUGCUUUUGGUUUUAUUAGAACAUUGUCACUUCGAGUAAAUUAAACGUUAUCGAUCACAUGAAGUGUAAUUAAUUUUCUAAUGUUCCUUGCUGUUUGAGUAUAUGCCAGUAAUUCUUGUUCGCUUCUUUACACUCACAUCUGCCGCGUGCGGUACGAUGAACAAACUAGUAAUAAUUUACUUUCAGGUUUAUCAGUUUUCAUAAAUUUCACUGUGUGUUUACUAUUGAAAUGGGUACACUCGAAUGUCAGGUUUUGUGCUUGUUGGAUUUUAAAUAUUCGUAUUUACUUUAUUAGUUCUUUUCAGUUACAAAUAGAUCUUUCACCGUAUCCUUAAAGCUUUUCGUGUUCUGUGUUGCUGAAAGUUUAAUUGAACGAUGUCACACACACAAACAAUAGGGGAUUCUUAAUUGCACGUGUUUGAGUUCGUUUGUAUCAUGAUUUUGUGUUCGAAAGGAAAACCACUAUGCAAGAACCGUUGAAUGGCAUAAUUUAUUUGUUUAACGAUUUCGUUCAAUAUUUUUCAAUAUAAAUCAAUUGAAAUACUUCGAAUCUGCGAGAGAGAGAGGGAGAAAGAAAGAGAGAGAAAAAGCACCUAAGCAAAGAAAUGUAAAUUAAAACAAUUGCAAAAAAAAGUUUAAAAACAUUGAUCCAAACCCAAAUUGUUCAGUCUUGUUUUAUCUUUAUUUGUUUUAUAAUUUUGAUCGUUUGGUUUGUUUAUGAUUUUGCAUUUUGUAUUAUUUGUAAAUCUAUAGCUAUCUACCCAUCCAAACAGCACCGAGCAGUCUACGUUACCUUAGCAAAGUUUGUCAGUGUCCGGCCCAAAACCACCUAGAUCUGCGUUUCCCGUUUCCGUUGCAUAGAAUGCGAACGCGAACUAAUUGGGACCAUUGACCAAGUCGUAGCGGAGCGUCGUAGUGUUCGUGCAACAACAAUGGUAGAUGUUUUUUAAAGAAAAAGUUUAAAUCACUACUCUAGCACGCUUCCUCGCCAUCACACGCGUAUCAUGCGAAACUUGCUGGACUAUGCAGUCUUUUUGCCAAUUCCGCCCAUAAUUGUUCGUAGUUUAUACAACACAACAGGCUGUCGUUUUUGCAUUCACGCUGGUAAACGGUCGGUUUACGGUAGCAAGGAACGACUUCUACUGGCAGACAGUGCAGUGUGCAGUAUCUUAGCAUUUUUUUCGUUCGCUUUCUCUUUCCAUCUUUACUCUUCUAAUUUCGUUGACAACCGUUGUUCGACAACCUCUAGUACACCGAAUAAUAGUAAAACAUGGGCAGAUUUUAAGCCUGAAAUUCCACACACCCGAAUAGAUAUCAAAAAUCGCUCCAGAGCGGUUCCGCAAAUCGUUCGAUGGUUAAACACAGAGCCAUUCUAGUUGUGCCAGAACUUUCCCCGAAAUGACGAGAAACUCUAUAUUGCUGCAACACAAAGAAAAAAAAACCGACAAACUGCUCAAUCGAAGGCAAUGAGUAAACAAAUUGAGGUUGUGCUAGUCGAUACGAUCCCCGGAGGAACCAACGUGAACGGGUACUCUAACCAAAAGCGGAACGCGAAGAUGCAAUACUGAAAGUGUAAACCCCACAACGCAGUCACAAUGGAUGCGAGUGGUACUAUGUGGGUACCAUCAGCACAGAUGGAGAAGAUCAUUUGCUGGGGAUGAAACGGAUAACACUAUGAAUCCUUCUGGAACCUGAUCCAACCGACGAUGAAGAAUCCAAACUAUAGCAAACAAGCGAAAAAACGGUGGAAAAAGCACGAAUCGGAUCAUAAACCGAGUACGAGAGUCUACGAUAUUUAUAUAUCUAUACACUUAUAUAGUGAAAUACUUUAUGACGCUGUACAAGGAAGUAAGUAAUUAUAUUUAUAAAACUCUCUUCCGAGAGUGACUCGGGGCGGAAACAAAUUCGCAAAAUAGAAGAAGGAAAAGAAAACAACAGCAAACACGGAACAACAACAACAAAGAACAACAACUAUUAUUAAACACUACUACCGUACAUUUGCUAGUGGCAGCAGGUGAGGCAUUCAAGCAGAAAACAAUAACAGAAGAAAGAAAGGAAAUAAUUUAUUGCAAGAAGAAAAAAACAAAACUAACUAGUCCAAUAGUAUUAUAUAUAUAUACAUAUACAUAUAAUUCAAUAUUUACAUUCUCAGAUAGGAAAAAUUAAUGCAUAAUCGGAUAAAUAUAAUGCAAGCAAAAAACGUUACGAUUGGCCAUAGCAACCGUAGGCCGUCGGGUCAAAAGUGCAAUAGACGUGUGGGAGAACGGCUGGACUAGCGGCCCUGUUCUUGAUAUUGAUUGUCCAUCUUUAUCAUAUUCACUGCAUUCAUUUGAUGUUGUUUAAAUACGCUAAAUACGUAUAGUUCUAUAUCGCAGAAUUUUACCAAGUAACGUUAAAUUAAUCAGCCCUUAACAAACAAACAACCAGCAGGCACAAUUCCCAACACACACAAACACAAAAAAGGUGUACAUCCAUUACAUUAUCUAUCGAUGCAUUAACGUUAGGUCCAUAUGUUUCUGUGUGAUUUGCCGGGAAGGAAGCGUCGAAAUCGAGACACAAAACCACUACCGCAAAAAAUGAAAAAUCUCCCCCACACACACGAACUAAUGAUGAUAAACGAACGAACCGCAUCAGUAUUAUUGUAAUAGAAUGUAUUUCUGCUUUCUACUGUUCAUGGCGCAAGAGGAAGUUAAAAUAGUGAAACUAGAGCAUACCUUAAACAGCAACAACACUUCCCAAACAAGCAGCGAACACGGAAAACAUGGCGUACACUAAUUUAGCGAUAAAACCAAUGAAACGAAGUUAGAAUUGUAGCUAUAAAUGUUUAUAUUAUUCAGAAUAUUCAAUUAUGUGUCCGCUAUUCUUAUUAAAUACCUCUCUUUGUAAUCACUAACGUUUCGAUUAAAUGAUAUCUCUCGUUCUUUUUUACUUGUGAAACAGCUCCCUGUAGCAGAAAAAAUGUAUUGACAUUGGAAAUUAAAGAAGCAAAGAGAAGUAGCAGCAAAAAAACAAAAAACAAACAAACAGGCAGGAAUUUCAUCUGGGAAUACCUAACCCAUGCCAUUAUGUUGCAAAAGAGCAUGAGUAAAAGAAUGGAAAGGCGAUAGCGGCAUGUUCUCCAAGCGCCACCAAAAAAAAAGAGAUUAUUAGUCUAGAAUAGAACGACGUUUAACAUAAUUUGUAUUCUUCUUCUGCACGUUUACGUACGACUUUCUCUUCGAAGGACAGUUUAGGAGCCAGUAUAGGGUUAAACAAGACACAGCUCAACAGUAAGCACUGCAAUAUGGAACGAGAGCAAUGAGAUAGGCAAACGGAACCUUUAGAUAAAUAAAAAAUACACAUGGGAGGGCAGUUCAGCGUGCGAUGUGUGUGUAUGAGGGAAAUUUUCAAGCUAAUCUAUUUUACAUGUUUAGCAAACAUUUUGCUAGUACCGUAUAUAUUGAUAUAUUAGUAUAUAUUGAUAGGAAAUGUUUAACGAUGAAGCAAACAAAAGAAAAACCCGUAAACAUAAGUAGUAUUACAACCCCGGAGCAAACCCAAAACCGGUCGGAUUGUGUGGGGACCGGUGAAAAAUCAAACCCUAAGUAUUGUGUAUCGAUAGCUGUCGAUAGAAAAGAAAAAUGUGAUCCCACCAAUGUAAAACCAAGAAAAAAGUAUUUGCAAAACUGUGUAAGAAGAACAACAAAACAAAACAAAAAAGCUAACAAUCUAUAAGAAAGUAUUAUGAAUGUGUAGCAAAACAAACGUAAAGAACGACAAUUUUAGUACAGCAAAACAGAACAAAACAAGAAACAGAAACACACAAACAAACACAUAUAAACAAAACCAAACGCUGCAAUUAGCAGGUACUAAAACAAGCUCUACCCCAGCGAAUCCUAGUGAAGAAGCGACUGAAUUGAACCGUAAAAUACUGAUCACGCUCUAAGCAUUUAGGGAACUAAGAACGAACAGUGCAGCAAGCAAAACAUAUUAUACCCAUUAGCGAGCGAACCAUUAAGGAAAGGGAUAACGUUAAAGUAAAUGCGUCAAACGCAUUGCUGGUAGACAGAAAGCAAAACAAAAAAGAAAACUACGGAAACGGAAAAAAACUAACAAAAUGGGGGCAAUAAAAAGGUAAACCAUAACAAACAAAACAAAAAACUCACAAAACAUCUACUGAACAAAAAACGGUAAAAAAUGGAAAUAAGAAAUAAAACAAAAAUGUUAACAUUUUUGAUAUUAACUUGUAAGCAGAGUUAGAAAAAUAAAAAAAGCAAAAAAAAACCAACCAAUUUACCAUUUACACGUUGCAAGAAAA